AUGUCCAUCUCAUAUCAAGAUUUUGAAGAGGCCUGCGAGGUGCUUUGCAAGGCAUGGAACAAUGCCUCCGGGAAUGGCGAGGAAGUCAUGAUCUUGCAAAGUUGCGGCUUAAAACACAUCCACAUCGCGAAACCCGUCGACAAAAAGGAAGACCAUCGAGAAGCAAACGAAGAUGAAUAUGGCGAAGAUCUGGAGAGAGUCGUCAACGAAGAGGAUGCUGAGGCUUUGAUUCGUACGUCGCACGACAAGCAGGGUCCUACGGCGCUGUAUGACAUUGUCCACUCUCCAUCGUACCAGGUGGCUGUUCUGUACGUCCAGCUCAGGGACCACACCAAAGGGAUACCGAAUGGAAUGCCCUCGCCGGAUGAAAUGUACGACGCCCUGGUCCCUGCCGCGUACCGAGCACAGCUGGAAGCUGUAGGUGUGAUGGGCGCCCUGAGCAUGACGGAGCAUCCCAUCAGCGGCAUGCCGACAUAUUUCAUCCACCCCUGCAGAACUGCGGAGGCUAUGAACGAUCUCAUGAAGUGCAAGGGUGCGGCGAAGCCAGCAGAGUAUAUUUUGCUGUGGCUCGGUUUGGUAGGCCCCAGCGUUGGCCUCACGGUCCCAGUCGACGUUGCAAAGUUGAUUAGGCAGGAAUCAUGA
Messenger RNA from Saxophila tyrrhenica, 642 nucleotides. RefSeq lists its product as uncharacterized. Gene Ontology annotation, biological process: macroautophagy; protein lipidation; protein modification by small protein conjugation. The transcript is spliced from 2 exons. The record is from RefSeq and is a predicted model, not a curated record. Gene Ontology annotation, molecular function: Atg12 transferase activity. The coding region runs from base 1 to 642 and encodes 213 amino acids. Lineage: Eukaryota; Fungi; Ascomycota; Dothideomycetes; Mycosphaerellales; Extremaceae. Gene Ontology annotation, cellular component: intracellular anatomical structure.